Athalia rosae (coleseed sawfly) is the source of this 3663-nucleotide messenger RNA. Its product is annotated as ATP-binding cassette sub-family G member 1. The record is from RefSeq and is a predicted model, not a curated record. NCBI's taxonomy places the organism in Eukaryota, Metazoa, Arthropoda, Insecta, Hymenoptera, Athaliidae. Gene Ontology annotation, cellular component: plasma membrane. The coding region runs from base 13 to 1815 and encodes 600 amino acids. Gene Ontology annotation, molecular function: ATP hydrolysis activity; ABC-type transporter activity; ATP binding. The transcript has a single exon.
UUAACUUUCAAAAUGUAUCAACGUGCGGUGUUCUUAAACUUACCCAAGGCUCAAUCAAUUGACAUUGAAUUUGAGAGCUUAACUUAUUCAGCUAAAAGAGGAUUUCGGGGUGUAAAAAAAAAUAUACUCAACGGCCUCACAGGAAGCUUCAAAUCCGGGGAAUUGACCGCAAUAAUGGGCCCCUCUGGUGCAGGAAAGUCUACGCUGUUGAAUAUUCUGACUGGAUUCAAGAAGAAUAACGUAGGUGGGAAAGUAAGCUACAUCGGGGCUGAUGGAAAGCAGGGAUGGAACGAGUACAAGAAAGAGUCCUGUUACAUCCAGCAGGAUGAUCAACUCCAUGUUUUGUUCACAGUUAAUGAGGCAAUGCACAUUGCAGCUGAUCUGAAGCUUGGAAAUAGCUUGAAUAAGAAGGCGAAGCAGAUGGUGAUCGAUGAUGUAUUGGACACCCUAGAUCUUACUAAAACAAAGGAAACUCGUUGCGACCGCCUCAGCGGAGGGCAGAAAAAGAGACUAAGCAUUGCCCUGGAACUCUUGGAUAACCCCCCUGUUAUGUUUUUAGACGAACCUACUACUGGGCUAGAUUCUUCUUCUUCGCUCCAAUGUGUGUCGAUGCUUAAGUCUUUGGCCCGGGGAGGCAGAACUAUAAUCUGCACUAUUCAUCAGCCCAGUGCAGCAAUCUAUGAAAUGUUUGAUCACAUCUAUCUCAUUGCAGAGGGGCAUUGUGUUUAUCAGGGUGCAGCGAGCAGCACUGUAGAUUACCUGAAUAGUGUAGGUUUGACUUGUCCCAAAUAUCACAACCCUGCUGACUACAUAAUCGAAGUUGUUAACAAGGAAUAUGGAAACUUCAAUGAGCAGCUUGCCACCGCAUGUCGCGAAGGAAACUGGCGAGGCCCACCUGCAAUCAAGAAUAUCCACGUACCUGAGAUAACAAGACGUUACAGCGACGAAGGCAAGGCAACAGUUCUCAUAAAUCCACCUUCUGAAUUCACGAGAUUUUGGGUACUCCUGAAUCGUUCUUUCAUUCAGUUGUAUCGUGAUUGGACUGUAACUCAUCUUAAACUGGGCCUCCAUUUUAUGGUGGGCGUACUUCUUGGCCUGCUGUACAUAGACGCCGGAGGAGAUGGUUCUAAAACCCUCAGCAAUGUUGGUUACCUUCUAGUGUCUUCUGUUUAUCUCUGCUAUACUAGCAUGAUGCCCGCAGUACUUCGCUUCCCCUCUGAACUACCAAUGCUUAGAAAAGAACAAUUCAAUAAUUGGUAUCAACUCAGGACCUUCUAUGCUGCAUAUUUGGUUGCCAACUUACCUGUGCAGAUGUUAUUUGCAGUGGUCUAUUGUUCUGUUUCAUACUUUUUAAGCAGCCAGCCAUUGGAUUGGAACAGAUUCCUGAUGUUUGUCGCGAUUGCAAUACUUACAACUCUCACUGCAGAAGGAUUAGGUUUAGUACUUGGAACAACAGUAAAUCCCAUUAACGGUACAUUUUUAGGAGCUGUGAUGACAGCAGCCAUGCUGACGUUUGCUGGUUUCUUAGUUCUUUUCAAUCAUAUGCCAGCAGUCCUUUACUACAUUAGUUACUUCAGCUAUUUACGUUAUUCUCUCGAAGGUCUUGUCCAGUCUGUUUAUGGUUUUAACAGAGAAAACCUACCUUGUCCCGACCAUGAAAUAUACUGCCAUUAUCGAAUACCAAAAGCUGUUCUCACAGAGCUGGCAAUGAACGAUAACAAGUAUUGGUUGGAUAUAAUUUUACUUUUCGCUCAUUUUGUGGUUUUAAGAAUCCUAGCCUACUGUACGUUAAAACGAAAAUUAGCAGUAUCCUAGAUUUAAGAUUUGAUAAUUCAACAUUUAAACGUAUGUAUUCUCUGAAAACUCUUUUUCACGUUCUUCAAAUUAAUACCGAAUUAUUUAAUGAUGACAACAGAGUUUCCUGACGCCAAGUAAUGAUAAUGUUUUAUUCGGAAAAGAAAUUUGCUAGCAUAAAAAUAUAAUUUCUGAGCUCGGAUAUCUUCCAUCAUCACUCGCUUGCGUCCAUGAAUUCUCAUUUUAUAUUUGAAUCGAUAUAUCGAAGCACAUGCAUAUCCCCACUACGAGUAUCUUCCCAUUCGCUCGCCACUGGAUUAAUUGUGAUUAAACGUUUUGUCGUACGUAUAUUUUUCCGUUAUAACCCCGUGUAUAUGUAUAAAUAAUCCUCGUUUCUAAUCGUGUAGUUAUCAGCAGUUGACAGUAAUUAUUUAAAUAUAUAAAUGACAUUAACGUCUGAAUCGCACUGUUUUUACCCAAAGCAUAAAAUUCAUUUGCAUUCCAUAUUACUUGUUUCUGUAUUUAUUCCUCAAUAGAAUAAACAGGGUAGCCUAGUUGUAGAAUUACAUAAAAUUUCCGAGAGGUUCCAAUUAUUCUCCAUGUGAUAUUUGACUAACGUUUCCUCUGAUUCGUUGACCCCUAUAAUAAUAAGAUUCAUUAAUUCCUAAGUACAUCGGUUUACCAAAAUUAAGGAGAGCAGAAGUUAUUUAUAAUUAUAUAAUAAUAGCAAGAAAAACCAUAACAACCACCACCGCCACAACAAUAACAAGAACAAUAAUAAUAAUAUUUUUAAUAGCGGUGGUGACGAUGAUGAUAUUUAACAAGUUGCUUCUGUUGUUUGCGUUGUUGAUUUUUUUUCUAUGAUCUGAAUGUCGUUGUACAUAUUUAAACAAAUAAGUGAAGGCUGUUUCAUUGAAAAAUUAAACAUAUGAAUAAACUUUAGAACACGAGGACAAUUAUUUAUCAAACUAAUUCUCAUCUGAAGUGUAUUGUUUAAGACAGAGAAAAAAAAAUUAAUUAUCAUAACACUAUAGUUAUAAUAACAUCAAUAGGUCCUAGAUACAAUUUUUUUAUCGUCAAUUACUUACUUGUGCUGCACACCGCUGUAACAUAUUUUUUUCAUUAACCUUGAUCAUCCUAAAAAUUUACGUUUUUCCGCUCCUACUACAGGGGGGAAAAUAUCACAAGUACUCAACUUAGUAGGUAAUAAGAAUAAUAUUGUUAAUACUGAUGAUAAUUAUUACUGCAAUACCAAAACGACUAGUAGCUGGUUUUUCUGGUCAAGAAGUAUUCUUGUAUGAAUGAUAUGGAAAUGAGAUAAAUUAUGCGUAUAGCUGACGAUAUAUUCGAUAGCUUCUUUAUAAUCGGUACUUACGCAUAUGAAUAAUUUGAUUUUAUCAGCGUACUCAACCCAAUAAUUUUGUCUAGAAAUAACGAAGUGGAAAGAACUGAAUAAAUACGUAACGCUAUAUUAUAUUAUUAAUAUGUGCAUAUUAUGUGGCAUGGCUGAAGAGUAGGGUUCUAUCAUAAUUGAGUAUAACAAUGAUAACCUGAUAAAAAAAAUAUUAUCAAGACGUUAUUAAAAUAUCUAAUUUCUUUAUCAUUCCAUUUUUUAAGCAAUUUCUCUGAUAUUUUCUGCUAAAUAUUCGCCACUAAUAAGUUUGGGAUUCUCUGUUUCUACCCACAUAUGUAUACAUACAUACAUAUAUCUUAUACCUAUAUUAUAUUUGCGAAAAUAAGUUAUUGUUAUUUUAAGUAUCUAUAAAACAUUGAAGAAAAAAAGGGUGUUACAUAGUGUUACCUUGUUUAUUUUUUGCUGUCUUUCGAUUGAAACUAUUGAUGAUGAAUAAAAUUAUUGUACGACCAGAA